Ceratina calcarata is the source of this 1038-nucleotide messenger RNA. Its product is annotated as THAP domain-containing protein 1-like. Bases 85 to 510 code for a protein of 141 amino acids. The transcript has 5 exons. NCBI's taxonomy places the organism in Eukaryota, Metazoa, Arthropoda, Insecta, Hymenoptera, Apidae. Gene Ontology annotation, molecular function: sequence-specific DNA binding. The record is from RefSeq and is a predicted model, not a curated record.
ACCAGUAUUUACUAAUUCUUUGCAAUUCUUCAUUUCCUACAUUUUUAAUUUGAAAUACUUUUUGUUUUAUGCGUAAUAAUCAAAAUGGUUAAUUGCUGCGUCCGCGGUUGCCAAAAUAAACCAGUCUGCAAUGCACGAAAACCUAACCCUCAAAGGCCACCAAUAACCUUUCAUCGAGUUUUUGUCUUUCACAGCAGAUACAAGAAGAAGAAAUUCUCCUACUCGUUUCCUCUUGUCUCAAUCACCAGAUUUCCAUGCGAUGAAAAGCGUAAAAAGCAAUGGGCUGAUGUUAUAGGGAUAGACGAGAAGGAAGUCCUUGAACAGACAAGAAUUUGUUCUGUGCACUUUACGGAGGACAUGUUCGACAGGAGAAUGCUGUACACGCUCCUUCGAAAGCAUGCUGUGCCUCAGUUGCUUCUUAAUGGAAAAAAGGUACCAAUGUGUCCGUCAAAAUCGAUUGUAGUAAUUGAAGACAGUUCUGAAGAUAUGGAAAUUAAUGUGGAGCAGUAAAAUGUUACUUCAAAGCCAAUAAAAUCAACUGGCUCUAAUGACUAUACGUAAGUGAAUGAAACACUGACGUUUACAUAAUUUUCAGAAAUUGGUAUACUAACAAUACCGAGAAACAAGUAACCGAGUUAGUGUGACAGGGAAACAGCAGUUUCAUCUACUAUGAUAUUCAAGUGUCCAGGAAAGGCAGUAUAGAGGAAACAAUCUAUUGAUCAGCUAAAGAGAUUUACUCAUGAAAUCCAAACGCUGCAACAAACAUCAAGGUGGAUAGAGAAUGCAGUAAUGGGAUUGAAAUAUUUGAAUAAUUUUUAUGAAUAACAAUCGUACGAGAACGUCCUUUCCUCUUUUCUGUGAGUCAUCUAACGUUUGCACCUCAAAUAUCUUUGCUCUUUUUAAAGAUACGUUAAAUACAGGUAGCCCUCCUUCAACACGGCAUCUUAUAACACGGUUUCGCUAUAACUCGAUUCGUAAAUUGCGCGAACCCUCCUACAACACGGCAUCCUAUAACACGGUUUCGCUCUAACACGAUAA